AGUAUAAGAACGAACGCAUAUCGGCGAUAACGUGUUCUAAACUGUGCAGCGCAACAUGUCUCAGCCAGCAGGAUAUGUUGGGCCUCAGAGUUUCGGCGAGGAUGGCCAGGUUCAUGGAUUUGACUUCACCGAACAGACCAUACGAAGAGGAUUUAUACGAAAGGUGUACUCAAUUCUAAUGUGUCAACUGUUGAUCAGUACGGGCUUCAUUGCUCUAUUUCUAUUCCACGAACCAACGAAGCGAUGGGUGGCACAGAAUAAUUAUUUAUUCUGGGUAGCGUUUGUGAUUAUGUUCGUGUGCCUGAUUGCGAUGUCCUGCUGUCCGGACGUACGGCGGAAAGCGCCCACAAAUUUUAUAUUUCUGCUCAUUUUUACGUUGGCGAUGAGCUUCCUGCUUGGAAUAAGCACAAGCGUCUAUGAUGUCUCAGAGGUGAUGAUGGCGGUUGGCAUAACUGCGGGAGUCUGUCUUGCGCUGACUCUGUUCGCCUUCCAGACUAAAUGGGACUUCACUAUGCUGGGUGGAGCGCUGGUCGCUGCCAGCAUGGUGCUGCUCUUGUUUGGUAUCAUUACUAUAUUCAUCCCGAGGAAUAACAUAGUGAACCUGGUUUACGCAUCAGCUGGUGCCCUAUUGUUCUCUCUUUACCUGGUCUACGAUACACAGCUGAUGAUGGGUGGCAAGCACAAGUAUAGCAUUUCUCCAGAAGAAUAUAUUUUCGCUGCUCUAAACCUCUAUUUAGAUAUCAUCAACAUAUUCAUCUUUAUUCUGUCAAUUAUUGGCAGCUCGAAAAAUUGAAUUGUCACUUUGUAAAGUAAUGGUUGUAUCUUUUGUAACUUUAAGAAUAGAAUGUAUCACAUCAUAUAAUGGGAACAAAAGCGGGUCUAAAUAAAUAAUUUUCGUUCUAAGAAUUAAAAAAUAUACUUAUAAACUUUUCAACAUCUUGUCAUUUUAAAUAGAGCCAUGGUAGCUCCGAGGCUAAACGCCUCCUGUAAAUUUAACAGUACGCGAGCAAUUCAUGUUACAUUUCCGUCGGCUAUUAUUAACUAGCUGUGCCCCACGAUUUCACCCGCGUUUAUCACGCGUCUGAGCCGCGCGACAUGAUAAGUUUUCAUUACCUCAUAAACUAUGCGUCCAAAUAACAUACUAUAAAUAGUUAAACUUUAUCUUCAUAAAAUUGUCUUGAUUAUGAAGUAACUUUUGUUCGUAAGGAUUAAUAUGCCAUGCCUAAUAAUAACGCUCAUAUAUAACCAUUUAAUUUUCAAUAAUUUUGGCGUAAAAUACCUUAUUGUGCCUUUGUUCUUACAAGAAAUAGGCAUCUUAUGGAAUCGCGGACUUUUUUUAGAUGGAGAAAAGAUCAAUAUAUUUGAAGAACAUUAUGUUUACGUUACGUAUCCACCAUUACGCCAGCGCAUGCGGAUAAAGUAAUUCAGGAGCGCUUCUUCUUCCGUAAGGGUAGCUGAGAGGUGAAGCCUGUGCGCAUCUGCUGGGUGUAUAAAGGCAGGAACUGUAACUUUACAAUUUUUAUUUUUUAUUUUCGUGUAUAGUGUAUUUUUCUAUUAAAGACCACGGUUAACGAUAGAGAUUACAUUUAUACUUCAUACCGUUGCUGUUAUAGCCUAUCGUAAGACAAAUGAACAUAGGCUUCGCCCAUACAUUGCCUUAUAGACAUUAUAGAAGAGAUAUUCACCAUAUUAUGCCACGCUUGGGAGGCGGGAUGGAAACAGCAGUUUUUUUUGUUUGUGUCUCCCUCUGUCGCCUUUUACGACACUCCCGGGAUGAUAUGGUUUAUUGGAUUCUUACACCGCCACUACACGGUUUUUGUUCAUACCCGUAUAUACAACGUUUGAAAAUAAAGACAAUUACUAUUUAAAAGUGGUGUGACAUUCCUUUUAUAAUCAUCAUUUCGUAUAUAAUAUAAAUCCAUAAAUUAUCUCGUAUAAUGUCAUCAUACGUGGAUUAUUAUAAGUAUGUAUGUUAUAAUUAAUAUUUUAAGGAAUGUGGUUUUAAUUAAAUGCUAUAUUUUACGAUAUAUAUAUUGUAACGUAUAGUUACUGAAUUACCUGUUUAUUGCGUUUAUUCUAAGUACAUCAAAAUAUCUUAGAUACAAGUUUCAAUUCUUCAUAAAUUAUUUUAAAUUGAAAUUAAAUUCAUAAUUUAAUUGUAAGUUAUUCAAGAAAUAAAAUAUAAAAUGUAACUUAGUAAAUGGCGUUAUAAAUGCCAUUGAACUGCAGUCCCUUAUAUUAUCUGUUCUGUCUCAACAAGCGAUUGGAUAGCAAAUAGCAAUUGUUAUUUUAUAUAUAUGGUAUUUUGCCGAGGUUUGAUGUAUUUAUUGUAAAGUCAUAUUUAACAUAAUAUGUACUGGCACUGUUAAAUGUAAGAUGUAAGAUGAUGAUGAUGUAAGAUGAACUAAAUGUGCAUUUAUUAUACCUGUAAUUGUGAUAAAAAAAAUAAAGAAUAGUGAUGAAUUUUAUUUUAUUUUAAAACAUUUGUUUUUCUGACUGAACUUCUAUAAAGCUAUUAAUUUUAAUAAAGCUAAACUUAUUGUAUGUAAUAGGUUCCUGGUAUCUGUCUACUCUGCGACAUUAUGUGUGCUAAAUCAUUGGGCGCCAGUCUCAUUAUUUGACAAAUUAAUAUCUAAGUAUUUAUUAUUAUUAUUUUUUAUUUUUUUAUUUAUCUAGACUAAUUAUGGAAAUUAAUUAUUUUUAUAUAAAAAAAUUAAGGAUUGUUUUAUAAUGUAAAAUAAAAUAUAAUUUAU
Messenger RNA from Parnassius mnemosyne (clouded apollo), 2753 nucleotides. NCBI's taxonomy places the organism in Eukaryota, Metazoa, Arthropoda, Insecta, Lepidoptera, Papilionidae. The record is from the annotation of a GenBank genome assembly.